This is a messenger RNA of Carcharodon carcharias (great white shark), 1610 nucleotides long. RefSeq names its product mitochondrial translational initiation factor 3 (gene mtif3). NCBI's taxonomy places the organism in Eukaryota, Metazoa, Chordata, Chondrichthyes, Lamniformes, Lamnidae. Gene Ontology annotation, cellular component: mitochondrion. Gene Ontology annotation, molecular function: translation initiation factor activity; ribosome binding. Bases 485 to 1417 code for a protein of 310 amino acids. The record is from RefSeq and is a predicted model, not a curated record. Gene Ontology annotation, biological process: mitochondrial translational initiation; ribosome disassembly. The transcript is spliced from 7 exons.
AGUAUAUGUCACAGUGAUUGUAUAUCUUUCUGUAUCUCUCAGUGAUUCACAGUCUCCGCCUCCCACUGUGUUGCCGUAAAUUAAAUUGUGGCCGCUCCGAGUUUAUUGGCGAUCUCAGAAUUCGGGCUUCUUCGUCUUUUCAGCUGUGAAUGAAAGUUUGGCGGGUGAGUCUGAGCUGCACAGAAAAACCGAUAUCCAGCCGUGAGUCCGGGGCCGGGGCCUGGGCCUGGCGCCUGGAGCUGAGAUCUUGGGAUGCUAUUAGUGCAAAAACCGUCAUCAGAUCACUCAAAAAAUGCAGAAUAUCCAAUUCAAUGGAUGGAGAUGGGAUGAUUCUGAAACCUAGAACACUACAUCCGAUCCAGAGUGGGAUCGUUAUGAUGAUGCCAUAGCCAAAGUGACUCGGAACGAAUUUGAUGAAUUUUUUGCAUCAGAUGCCGAAGACAAUGAACUUGAUGUUUUAAAAUGCUUUCAGUGUGGUUAAAGGAUGGCUGCACGUUGCAUAAGGAAACUUGCCCUCCAAACACUGCAAACUAAAAUAGGUCAUUCUAAUUGGUAUUCUUGUAUUGAAAGUACAAGGCAUUUUAAUACUUUGAUGGGACAAACCAUGAUGAAAGUAAUGAUACCCCAAUCUAGAUACAUCCUACCCUAUUGGAAACUGGGCCUUUGGAUAAAGCCUGUAAAAACUUUUGUAACAGCUGAUGAGGGUGAGGGGGAGCCUGCGAUAGUGCAGCACCGAGAGAAAAAGGAUCCAAGAGCACGAAGAACAGUAGGGAGCAUUGGCAGAAAGAUUCACCACCGCAUCAUUCACGUGAUAGAUGAAAAUGGAGAGAACCUGGGAAAUUUGCAUAGAGCUGAAGUUAUUCGGAUCAUGGAUGAGCGUGGAGUCAAAGCUGUACCUGUCAGAGAAAAUAUAGACCCUCCAGUGUACAAACUAAUGACAGGAAAACAGAUCCAUGAACAACAAAUGAAACUCAGAGAAAAACAAAAAAACAAUCCUAACACAGGACCUUGUCAAAUCAAGGAGCAGACUUUCUCAGCAGACAUUGCAAAGCAUGACCUACAAACAAAAAUUAAGCAGAUCCAGCAGUGGAUUGAGAAGAAGCACCAUGUUCGGAUUACUGUUAGAAAAGGAGCUGUUGUGAACAAAGCAGAUAAAAUGGAAAUACUGCUGGAACAAAUCAUUCAGUCCAUGCCUGACAAAGCUACCUACGUGUUUAGGCCGAAGGUCAUUAAAGAAGGGAAAGCAGCUAUGUGCAUUCUACGGCAUCUGUCUGAAAAAGAACUCAAAGAACACAAACAAAAGGAUCAUGAACAACGGAGUGGCGUUCCAAGCUUUGCUACAACACAAACAAAUGAACUGCCACUGGGGAAUACAACAGAAGAAAAGAAAGAUACAACAAGUCUGAAGGGCAAGUAGGUUACGUGCCUGAUGUAAGAAGUUGAUUUUUUUUUUCAAAAUUCAAGCCAACAUUUCCAUUAAUAUGUGCUGUCUAUGUGGAAUAACAGAUUUUGAUUUACAAUUAAUGUUAAUUAAUCAUGGAGAAAGAACAUUUCCCUGUAUAAAGAUACAAAAUAGCCACAGAAAUCAAUAAAAUAUGGUUGUGCAAUUA